AUGGCAUUAAAUAACAAAAGCCAUCCAGACGAAUUCAUUCUGCUGGGCUUUGCUGACCAUCCUUGGCUGGAGCUUCCUCUCUUCAUUAUUCUUCUGAUCACAUACCCUAUGGCCAUGAUGGGAAAUAUUGCCAUUAUCCUAGUGUCCAUACUGGAUCCCCGGCUCCACAGCCCCAUGUAUUUCUUUCUAACCAACCUCUCAUUUUUGGACAUGUGUUACACCACAAGCACUGUCCCUCAGAUGCUUGUUAACCUGGGAGGCUCCAGGAAAACAAUCAGUUACAUAGGCUGUGUAAUUCAGCUUUAUUUUUUUCACUUUAUGGGCAGCACAGAAUGUUUACUCUUGGCUCUCAUGUCCUUAGAUCGCUAUGUAGCCAUCUGUAGACCUCUACACUACACCAUCAUUAUGAGUCAGCGAACUUGCAUCCUACUAGUAUCCAUUGUAUGGCUGAGUGGAAUGACUAUUGCUGUCUCACAGGUCACGGUUACAUUACAGCUGCCUCUCUGUGGUGUCAGCAAGCUGGAUCAUGUAUUGUGUGAGAUUCCUGUUCUGAUAAAGGUAGCCUGUGGUGAUAAGAGUUCUAAUGAGCUCAUGCUUUCUAUACUAUGCACUUUUCUAAUAGCUGUUCCACUCUGCUUAAUUCUUAUUUCCUAUGCUUGCAUUGGGCAAGCUAUAUUGAACAUUAAGUCUUCUGAGGGAAGGAAAAAGGCUUUUGGGACAUGUUCUUCCCACCUCAUUGUUGUUCUCUUAUUUUAUGGACCAGCCAUUAGCAUGUACCUUCAGCCUCCCUCCUCCAUCACAAGAGAUCAACCCAAAUUUAUGGCUCUCUUCUAUGGAGUAGUGACCCCUACACUCAACCCCUUCAUCUACACCCUUAGGAAUAAGGAUGUGAAGGGGGCUUUAGGCAUGCUGAUGAAGAGGAUUUUCAGUUCCAAAUGA
Messenger RNA from Elephantulus edwardii (Cape elephant shrew), 939 nucleotides. Its product is annotated as olfactory receptor 2B11-like. Gene Ontology annotation, biological process: G protein-coupled receptor signaling pathway. The transcript has a single exon. Gene Ontology annotation, cellular component: membrane. The coding region runs from base 1 to 939 and encodes 312 amino acids. Lineage: Eukaryota; Metazoa; Chordata; Mammalia; Macroscelidea; Macroscelididae. Gene Ontology annotation, molecular function: olfactory receptor activity; G protein-coupled receptor activity. The record is from RefSeq and is a predicted model, not a curated record.